ACUCCUCCAGCGCGCUGCAGCCGCCGGCCGACAGCUCAGGACCUGCUGCACCCGGGACCGCGCCCAGACGGCCCCUCCACCUUUGUUUCCAUAGGGUCGCCGAAAGCGCCGGAGGAGACUGAUUGACCCUUGGGGACGCUUUUGUCUGGGACCACUGUUCCAGGUGUAGCCUGCUCCCUCUGCUGUGUGACCACCUCUCCACCGGAGGGGUCAGUGCGUGUUUACUUAGGGUGACAAAAAGAUUUGCAGUGACCCGGCCAAAAACUUUUUUGACUUUUUGGGUGACUUAAACACUCCACUUCAAGCUGUUUUUCGUGGGGCUGCUCCCCAAGUUUUUGGUUGUUUUCCUGUAGGCUCGCCCGCCCGACUCCCCGUCUUUCGAAGGGCGGAAAUGGCCAAUUCGGGCCUGCAGUUGCUGGGUUUUUCCCUGGCUCUGCUGGGCUGGGUGGGCCUGGUGGCCUGCACCGCCAUCCCACAGUGGCAGAUGAGUUCCUACGCCGGCGACAACAUCAUCACGGCCCAGGCCAUGUACAAGGGGCUCUGGAUGGACUGCGUCACGCAGAGCACCGGCAUGAUGAGCUGCAAAAUGUACGACUCGGUGCUCUCCCUGCCCGCGGCGCUGCAGGCCACUCGAGCCCUAAUGGUGGUAUCUUUGGUGCUGGGCUUCCUGGCCAUGUUUGUGGCCACCAUGGGCAUGAAGUGCACCCGCUGUGGGGGGGAUGACAAAGUGAAGAAGGCUCGAAUAGCCAUGACAGGAGGCAUCAUUUUCAUCGUGGCAGGUCUUGCUGCCUUGGUAGCUUGCUCCUGGUAUGGCCAUCAGAUUGUCACAGACUUUUAUAACCCCUUGAUCCCGACAAAUAUGAAGUACGAGUUUGGCCCUGCCAUCUUUAUUGGCUGGGCAGGGUCUGCUCUGGUUCUCCUGGGAGGUGCACUACUCUCUUGCUCCUGUCCUGGGAGUGAGAGCAAAAGUGGGUACCGGGCACCCCGCUCCUACCCCAAGCCUAACUCUGCCAAGGAGUACGUGUGAGCUGGGAUCCCCGUGACGCAGCCAGAUGGGCUAUGGCUGUGCCCAGGUGCCUGAAGGGACUUUGGGGCAGAGAGCUCAGCCUGUGGGCAGGGUGCAGGACAAAGGCCUCCUGGUCACUCCAUCUCUGCACACCAUGUACAGUUCUCUGGGGGGUUGGGCAGGGGAGACAAAACGGGGAGGGUGUGUUUUUGUACAGUAAUAAAAAAUGUUUUGGAAAGUAGGUGUUUUUUUCCCUUUAGGGUCUCUGCUUUUGUCCAACCGAGAUCUUUACAGGGAAUAUGGAACCCAAAGUGCACCUACUUUUAGUUAAAAAGAGAGUACUGGGGGGUGCUCGACUGUCCCUGCCUCCCAUUUCAUUUUCCCCAUUAUUUUGGCUCCAGUCUCAGCUGAUGUAAAUACUCGCAUGCUUGGCUUCUCUCAUCCGCCCCCACUCAGCCCUCAGCUCUUAAAUAACUACCAAAGAGUUUCUUUUUCAAUAAAAAAAAUAUUUUAUUAGG
Messenger RNA from Tupaia belangeri chinensis (Chinese tree shrew), 1524 nucleotides. It is a transcript of the gene CLDN7, whose product is annotated as claudin 7. Gene Ontology annotation, cellular component: bicellular tight junction; membrane. The transcript has 4 exons. Gene Ontology annotation, molecular function: structural molecule activity. Bases 392 to 1027 code for a protein of 211 amino acids. NCBI's taxonomy places the organism in Eukaryota, Metazoa, Chordata, Mammalia, Scandentia, Tupaiidae. The record is from RefSeq and is a predicted model, not a curated record.